AUGUCGGAGACAGAAUCUUUAAAAGAAGGGGGAAUAAAGUUGAAGCCGAGGAUAUCGCUCUUCAAUGGCUGCACAAUCAUCAUUGGCGUUAUCAUCGGUUCGGGCAUUUUCGUCAGUCCAAAAGGUUCGACUUAUUUUCUUACUUGAAGUUUUUCUCUACUUUUAGGGUGCAUUUGGCUAGUGAGGUUUUGAAAUCACAAUAGUAACCUCUUUUUUAAGCUCUUUUCAUCGAGUUUUUAGUUAUAUAACUGAAAUUGUUUGCAUGUUUUUUUACUUUUUUUAAGUUUUUCCCUUUGAGAAGAUUACUAUGGGUCAUUAAUAUUUCAAAUCUGAUUUUCUAGACUAACCUCAUACUUUGAAGGUGUGCUGAUCGAGGCUGGAAGUGCGGGAGCUUCGUUGGCCGUUUGGUUUCUGUCCGGAGUUUUUGCGAUGGUCGGCGCCCUGUGCUACGCCGAGUUGGGAACGACGAUUCCUAAGUCCGGAGGCGACUACGCUUACAUCCAUGAGGUAUCUGAAAGUGAAGUCUGGUGUACUCUGGAAAUUGCUCAAACUUUCCUCGAAGUUUUAGACAUAGGCAAAGUCGGAAGGACCCUCCGAGGUUUCAUAGAGGCUGCUGGAAGGCUCCAUAGAAAUGUUCCUUUUUGGGUGAUGAAGGCUCUCUUUUUUCUGCCUUUUUGCGCCAUUUUCUCAGCCGUUAUGCACCAUUUUUACUGCCUCUCUAUUUCUCUAUCAUUUCUUGAGCCUUUAAAAUUCUAGAAAAAAUGGAAAGCUCGAUAAAGGGACUCUCUUUGCUGAUUUUUGAUGCCUUUCUGCGGCCUUUUUUGAGCCUCUCCGUUUUAGCGGCCAUUAUCCACCAUUCCGACUUUGCCCGAGGAUGAAGUUAUAGUUCAUCCUUACUUGUCAAUUUUUUUUUCUCCUCACAGCUUCUUCGGUGCGCGCGGAUCGUCCCUCUGCAUGCGCCUUUAAUUCUUCUUUUUCCGUUAUAUAAAAGGCGCAGGCACACAGACGGACCGUGCGCAACGAAGAAAAAUUUGCUACAGCUUGAAAAAAAAAAUUCUUAACAAGCUGGCGCGAUAUGAACUAUAAUUGCAAAAUGCGCAAAAAUUUAUUUUUUUCUACGUCAAAGGUCGCGUUUAAAACAGAAAAAAACAAAGGUAAAAUCAAUGUUUUGCAAUUUUAAAAGUUGAUAUCUCCUCCGCAGGUGGCCACUAUGAGAGAUGUUUUCUUAAAUUUUCAGAGAGUCAACUCGUAAAAAUUCCAGUUUUCCCAAAAAAAAAAAAAUCACUUUUCAAUUUGGCAAUACUAACGGCCAAGACUUCAGGCUUUUGGCGCGUUGCCAUCUUUUCUGUUUCUGUGGGUGGCUCUGGUGAUUCUGAGCCCGACGACGAUCGCCAUCAUGGCCAUCACCUUCGCCACCUACGCUUUGCAGCCCAUUUACGGGACCUGUACAGUACCGGAAGAAGUGGCGAGUCUCCUUGCCGCUGCCAUCAUUUGUGAGAAUUUUCAAUCCUUCCUAUAAACGUCUCAAAUUCUCUCGACUUUAAAUAUCGCGGACAAAGUCUAAAGUAUUUGUCGAGGACCUUAAAGGAAGAACAAAAUUUUAACCUUCUAAAAAGAUGCGAAAAUCGGAUUUAUCUGACAUAACUUCAAGUCAGAAGCUAUAGCUGAUUCACGGCCAGCUUGGGACGCUAAGGGGGUGUGUCCUGUCUGCGCUCUCUACGAGCCAGGCUCUAUCUCGGGCAUUAUCGUGUCAGGACCAUUUUUUCGAUGGCUCAAGCCAGCCGUGAAUCAGCUAUAUACGAAGACCAUAAACCUCAUAAAAACAGUGGAAAUCGAGCAAAAAACUUAGGUCCAAAAAAAUUGCUUAUUUUCCAAACUGCAGUCCUCGUCACCUUUGUCAACUGCUACGAUGUCAGGGCAGCCACCAGAACCAACGAUUUUUUCACGAUCGCCAAGGUUCUUGCCUUGAUCAUCAUCAUUGUGGCUGGAAUCGUUUGGCUUUUCCUAGGUAAUUUCUUCUGGUUAGGAUCAAAAAAAAAAAGUUUAUUUAGGAAACUUGGAUUACUUGCAAAGGCCGGAAGUCCUGGAGGGCACUAAACUGAAUCCGUCUUCUCUUUCCUUAGCUUUUUAUUCCGGAGUAUUUUCUUUUUCCGGCUUUUCCUAUCUAAAUUUUGUCACUGAAGAGCUGAAAGAACCGUUCAAGUGAGUGUAAUGUAUUUCAAAAAUUAAUUUCUAUCAAAUAUUCUGCAGAAACUUGCCUCGGGCUAUCUACAUUUCGAUCCCGGCCGUGACAAUCAUCUACAUGCUCGUCAACAUUGCUUAUUUUUCUGUUCUCUCCGUUGAUGAGGUCAGAUUUUUUUAAAAAUUCAAUUAAAAUUUCAAUUUUUGUACGCUUGGAACAGCUUUAUUUCUUUAAGAAUGUAAAGUUUAUGGGUCAUUUUCAUUAUUCUUUGAUUUUUUGAAUUCAAAUUAGGUUUAUAUUAGUCAGAAUUUUUCAAAACGUAAGAUGGUACGAGUUAAAGAUUGACGAAUUUUCCGACCGCAUUUUUUUCAAAUCGCUAAGAACUUCACGACUAAUAUUUUCAUUCAGUUUCCUUUUUGUAGUUUUUUUUCCAGAAUCUUCAUCGUUAUCUCUCUAUGUCGAUUUGAAACGAAGUAAUUAAAAAAAAAUGUGAAAGUUUACUGGCGAUAUGAAAAAAGCAGAAAACUUGGAUUUUUGUUGUAAAAUUCGCUCGUCACAUAAGUUAAAAUUUUUUUUUAAAUUAACCUUUCCUACGUUAAUUUGAGAGGAAGAGAUACAAAAUGAGACAUAUUUUCAAAAAAAAAACUGAAUCAAAACGCUGUAUCACCUUGUUUCAUUGAGAAAAAAAAAAACGAAACACGAACUUUUUUCAAGAUACUCGAUUCGAGCGCAGUUGCUGUGACGUUCGCCGAGAAGCUGAUGGGAAAAGGCGCGAUUUUGAUCCCAGUUUUCGUCGCCUGUUCCUGUAUCGGAAGCCUGAACGGCGUGAUGUUCACCUGCUCGAGAAUGUUCUUCGCCGGCGCCAGGUUUUUUGAGUUUUCGCUGAAAAUUUCAAGUUUAACUUCAGAAUCGGUCAAAUGCCAGAACUUCUCGCGAUGAUCUCCAUCAAGAGAUUCACGCCGAUGCCGUCACUCAUCUUCCUCGGAGGUUUCUAAAAAAAUCAUUUAGUCUAUUUUCCUCAUUUGAAAAACAAUGGAACGUAUAUAGACGACUCACGGCUAGCUUGGGACGCAAAAAGGCGUGGCCUGUCUGCACUCUCUACCAACCAGGGCACUAUCUCGUCUCUUUUCGUGGCAGGACCCUUUUCUCGAUGGCUCAAGCCAGCCGUGAAUCAGCUAUAAUGGAGUAGACUGAAGGAGUACGCUAAAAAAAAAAAGUGGGCUUUGCCGAGAAAUACUGAAUCUUUUAACGUUUUCAAUGAAAAAAUCCGCAUUUCUAAACUUUCCAUUUUCCUGAUAGUUUUCUGUAUCAAUUUUUUAAUCGAAAACAUAAAGGCAUAAAAAAAUUCUUUUUUUUUCCAAUUGACGUUAAAACCGCAUUUUAACCGCAAAAUUUUGAAAAAGUUACUAUAGUUUACCCGCGCCUGAAUAAAAUGUAGUCUGCGCGAGACGAUCGCGUUCUUGAAACACAGCAGAAGAAAAUCUACUUUUGAAACAUAUUUUUACGCUUUCGCUCAGAAUACUGCAGAGAAAAGUGUAAAAAAUGGCAAAAAAAGGUCUCAAAGCGAAUUUUGCCCUUUAGAAAUGAAAAGUGAGAAGCCGUCCCGAAAAAUAUAUAUCACUCACAUUUUAGCAUCUUCCAUCGCGAUGCUCUUCAUCGGCGACGUUUUCGUAUUGAUCAACUACCUUUCAUUCGCGGAGAGCUUGGUCGUCUUCGCCUCAGUCGCUGGUCUAAUUAAAAUGCGAAUAACACACCCAGAUCUGCACAGACCGAUCAGGGUAUGACAAUCAUUUUCUCUAAUCUCUUCUACUUACAUUAGAAAUGCGUAACGGACAUUGAAAAGGCGCAAAAGCCACUUGAUACGAAUAUUCAUUUGGUGUUUACUUCACACCAGAAGUCUGAAUUCAAAACUUCGGGGCUCAAAACUUUGAAGGUAGAGAGAACUGGUAAACAGGAGGGCAUAUAAUGUUUUAUAGUGCGUUCCGCCAGAGACGAUCAUCUUUUAAAAUCACGGAAGAAAAAAAAAUUUCAUAAAACAGCUUUUCUUUGCAUUUUUUCUCUACACAACUGCAAAAAAAGAACAGCAAAAACAAAUGCUCUAAAGCGAAAUUUGGACAAUUUUGAUCAAAUUCGGUAAACGGUUUUUAUCCAGAAAAGAAAACGGAACAAGCAAUACGGGAUAGGCUAUAGAGAGAAAAAAACGGCCACCCUCUGAUUUUUUACGCUCUCAACCUUCGAAGAUUCGAGCCCAGGAAGACAUAGAAUCGACAGAUCAUCCUAACUGCGACUAAAAAGUUCUAAUUGGUUGCAAAUUUUGAGAUAUCGAAAGCAAGAUUUUCCAUUUCAGCUGAACAUGCUCAUCCCACUGUCUUUCUUCUGCAUGUGCCUCUUCCUGCUCAUCUUCCCGUUCUUUCAACAGCCGGGCGAGCUUUUCAUCGGCGUCGCCAUCGUCCUCUCCGGCAUUCCGGUCUACCUUCUUUUCGUCUACAACACUCACAAACCCGCCUUCCUCUACAAACCUUGGAGUUGGUUUUUUUUUUCAAAAUGUUUAGUGAAGGAGUUUUAGAAAAAGUUCUACUCAUCUUUUUUCAGUCUGGUUCACUCAUUUCAUACAGAAGUUGCUCUACUGUGUUCCAGAGACCAGCAAAUCAAAUUGA
Caenorhabditis auriculariae is the source of this 4839-nucleotide messenger RNA. The record is from the annotation of a GenBank genome assembly. NCBI's taxonomy places the organism in Eukaryota, Metazoa, Nematoda, Chromadorea, Rhabditida, Rhabditidae.